Messenger RNA from Marasmius oreades (fairy-ring Marasmius), 1545 nucleotides. RefSeq lists its product as uncharacterized. The transcript is spliced from 9 exons. The record is from RefSeq and is a predicted model, not a curated record. NCBI's taxonomy places the organism in Eukaryota, Fungi, Basidiomycota, Agaricomycetes, Agaricales, Marasmiaceae. The coding region runs from base 1 to 1545 and encodes 514 amino acids. Gene Ontology annotation, molecular function: methyltransferase activity.
AUGGCCUCAACUCUUGCACAGAAGGAUGUAGAGGCUUUACUUCUCAAGGAAAGGGUCUUUAGAAGGAGGCCCGGAGAAGUCCCAUAUCCUCUGAAUUAUUCGAAGCAAAUGGUCAACUAUGAUCAUUGGGACCAUAUGUGGCUUUCGAGCUGUUUUAAGGGCUUGACUCUGCAUCAGUUUGAGACGUCUCCAAAAUUUGUAUUGGAUCUGGGAUGCGGGAGUGGACUGUGGGCGAUAGAGGCAGCGAGGAAGUGGACGGACAGCACUGUCAUCGGCAUUGACAUCAGACGUAUACAGCCCAGAAUCCAUGGAAUAGAUCAGUGCAAUGACUUGGCUGGUCGACUGAAUUGGAUACAGGGCAAUAUCCUUGACGGUCUUCACUUUCCACCAGACUAUUUUGAUCUAGUUCGGAUUGCUCGGAUAGGUCUUGGUGUUCCGGAGGACGAAUGGCAGUUCGUACUGGAGGAAGUUCUGCGUGUGAUGAAACCAGGGGCAGUGCUGGAAAUCAUAGAAGAAGACUUGAUUUUUCCUUCAGGCGAAUUUUCACGACCACGACCACAGCCGGCUCCCUUGAACAUUGAUCUCCCAAUAAUCGACUCGUUUCCCUCUGGGAGUGUUUCCGCCAGAAGUUCUAUAACCUCUUCCAAUCCUUGGAUAUCCAGUCAAGACGAUCUAUCUCUCGAAAGCUCGACUAAAAAACCUAAUCUAUCGCCACUGCAGGAGUCACCCACCUCCACCUCUUCACCUCCGUCAACCUAUUCCACUUCUAAGUCACCGCUCUCCUCACGGUCUUAUAGCUACAUUCUACCUCCCACCCCGAUACCCACAUUUGCGUACCAAAGUCAUCCUCAAGAUCACUCAAGACUAAAAUCGGCUUGGGAAGCGAUGCUUUCUCAUAGGUUUUUAGCCUCUCAACUUGUCACUGUCCUCCCUUUUUAUCUUUCAUCAUGCUUUACUGAUGUCAAAACGCAUGCACCGUUAAACAUACCACUGCCGCCCAAUUCACCUGGUUCACGACUUCCAAGAAUUCGCGACUCGGGAACAUUCGAUCUCGAAAGUCAUUUUAAACUUCAUGCUACAGCGAGUCGCCAUUCGGAUUCUGAAGAACACGCAAGUCGCGAUUCCUGCACCUCUCAAUCCCGGAAAUCUGCGUCGAACUGGGCUUCUAUGCAUUUGGCGAGAGCUGUUCAAAUGGUAGUAGGCUGUAAAGAGGCGAUAUGGGUUGAGUACGAAAGGAUGUAUAGCCCAGACCUACCACCGGUCACCACUGGCCGUCGUAAAGACGGGCGCUAUCAGGUUUCCAACAAAUCCAUAGCAAAAGAAAGCUUUGAUUGGGCAUGGGCGAACUGGGAAAGCGACAUGAUGGAUCGCAUUGGAAUGCGAGAGCAUCUUGCCUCGGAGCUUACAUGGCCCGAGGCACCAGGUGAACGACCAGAUUGGCGAGUUUGGAGGAACUCCGUUGACAUGAAACCCGUCGACGAAAUGAAGGCACGAAAGGACUUGUGUAGAUCACUGCGCGGGUUCGUCGCGCGGAAACCCCACUGA